AUGGACACAUCACUCGACCAAACCCGCUUCCACCACCCACAGCACGCCCACAAAUCCAGCCUAGCAAUGAGCACAGGCACAAGCAGCAUGACCCGACCAACCCAGCCCUCACGCCGCCUAUUAAUCUUCCAAGAAGCGCGCAAUCCGCAAAACACGGCCGAAAUCGCCUAUCUGCCCGUCAACAAGCUCGGGUUACCGAUUUGCGGCGAGGGUCCGGUGUUGCCGGAUAUUUUGGAGUUGCCGUUGCGGAUUGUUAAGGCUUUUACGGAGAUUUUUAAUCAGCCUAAGUAUAAGGGGUGGUCUGUUCGCUCGGCCGGCCCUUACCAUGAUACGUCUGAAGAAGGGAAGUUUUAUGCUGUUGUUUUGGAGCAGACGCAGGGUCAUCAGGAGAUGAGUUCGAGUGCGGGAUCGCCAUAG
Penicillium manginii is the source of this 417-nucleotide messenger RNA. RefSeq lists its product as uncharacterized. Bases 1 to 417 code for a protein of 138 amino acids. The transcript is spliced from 2 exons. NCBI's taxonomy places the organism in Eukaryota, Fungi, Ascomycota, Eurotiomycetes, Eurotiales, Aspergillaceae. The record is from RefSeq and is a predicted model, not a curated record.